Messenger RNA from Aspergillus welwitschiae, 1728 nucleotides. Its product is annotated as Zn(II)2Cys6 transcription factor. The transcript has 3 exons. Gene Ontology annotation, biological process: regulation of transcription by RNA polymerase II. Gene Ontology annotation, molecular function: zinc ion binding; DNA-binding transcription activator activity, RNA polymerase II-specific. Lineage: Eukaryota; Fungi; Ascomycota; Eurotiomycetes; Eurotiales; Aspergillaceae. Bases 403 to 1623 code for a protein of 406 amino acids. The record is from RefSeq and is a predicted model, not a curated record.
GACGCAGCAGGAUAGGUGGAUACCGGGAGAUAGCACAUAACUGCUAUCUUCCCCCAAGAUUAACCAUAAAAUAGGGCCUAUCCAAACUGCUAGUUAGAUGACUUUUAGUAGUUGAGAUCUACUAUCCAGUAUCCAUAUUCCAUAUUAUUCAAGAACCCCCGCAGGGUCCACUUCGUUAUGUCUCCAAUUUUUUAAUGUUGCCUAAUAAAUGCCUAGGCAUUAUCGGCCGCUGUUAAUCGCUCUCCCUUCUGCGGUCAUUUCUUUCCCGAUCAUCGUGGUCCAAACACCAUCCCCAACCCACUCCCCGGAGCAGAGGAGCCAUUUUCAAUCUUUUGCCAUUUUGACAGGUAAAAUUUCCAGAUAAUCAGCCCAUCUCAAGGAAUAAACACAAUAAUUGCCGGCAUGCCGCCGCGCAGGUCUCACAAGAAGUCCCGCAACGGCUGCGAGCUGUGCAAGAAAAGAAGGGUCAAGUGUGAUGAACAGGACCCGUGUUCGAAUUGUUUGACGCGGGGAACGACUUGUAGCUAUGAGCAUCGACCUAGUCCGCUUAUUCAUCGAAAUGGAUCACAUAUCAGUGUGUCCAGCUCUGGUUCUGAAGCGAUAGAUGAGCGUACCCGCCGAAAUUCUGCCCUUCCAUCUCCCCGUCAGGACAUCUACGACUCUUUCUACCGGAAGAUGAGCGUACUCGCCCGGUCGUCAGAAUGGACUGGCCGCGACCCCGAGUUAAUGCAUCAUUAUACUCUCUACACAUCUAGGUCUAUUGCAAGGAGGCCGGAGAUGCAACAAGUGUGGCUCGUUGAAAUUCCUAAGAUUGCAUACUCGCACGAGUUUUUGAUGCAUGGAAUCCUCGCCCUAUCAGCAUUACAUAUCGCAAGUAACUGUCCUGCAGAGUACAGCAGCUACAUGAAAAGCUCCAGAUACCAUAUUACUCUCGCCUUACGCUCCUUUCGCAAGGCUCUUCUCUCACCAACAGCCGAGAAUUGUUGCGCACUGUUUGCCUCUUCGAGUAUAAUCAUGGUAUACACUUUUGCAACCCCCACAGAGCCAGACAGCGCUGGUGCAUGGGCGAUUCUAGAGUCGGUUAUAGAAAUCUUUAAACUCUGUCGAGGUAUUCUGGCACUCAAGAGUUUUAUUGAUUCCAUCCGAAACAGCCCUCUUCGUCCACUGUUUCGGCAAGACUUCGACGCAUCAGUCUGUAUCGCGAAGGGGAACCCAAACAAAUUAUUCCUUGGCAUGGAGAACGAACUUCAUCAACUCAGGUACUUCCUUGAUGUGGAGCUCCCAGAAAAUCAUCAGAGAUUCCCCUGUUGUCAUGCACUGGAGCAGCUUGACUUUUCAUUCAAGUGUAUUCAGAAUGCUGAGUUGCCCUUGGAGUGUGGGAUGAUCUACAUUUGGCCUCUCUCUUUCGAGGAAGAAUUUGUGCAUCUUUUGAAAGAAAUGAACGUGGGAGCCCUUGUAUUAAUGGCCUAUUAUUGUGCUCAACUCUGUGUAUUUGAAGAUUACUGGUUUGUUGGCGAAAGAGCACGGUCACUCUUUUCGGAGAUCUCGACUGCAUUGCCUGAACGGCUAUGGAAAUGGCUGGCCUGGCCGAAGAGCAUCAUAUAUCAUACAGUUGACUUGUAAUCAUUUUACGAUGACUACAUUGUUAACUAGCCGUUGGUAUCUUAUCAGUAAAGAGAUACACUGUUGAAUGAAACUGUACUAGCUACUAUGUGUCCAAGAUCAAAC